Messenger RNA from Ricinus communis (castor bean), 1624 nucleotides. RefSeq names its product E3 ubiquitin protein ligase RIE1. NCBI's taxonomy places the organism in Eukaryota, Viridiplantae, Streptophyta, Magnoliopsida, Malpighiales, Euphorbiaceae. The transcript has 5 exons. The coding region runs from base 166 to 1269 and encodes 367 amino acids. The record is from RefSeq and is a predicted model, not a curated record.
GUGAUUGUCAGAGAAAACUUCAAGGGAAAAAUUGGGCCUUUUCUUUAAGUUACACUUGAAAACGAAACCGGAAAAAGCGCAAUUGACUUGAACCUUCUCUUGUCUUUUCUCUCUCUAAAGAAAAAAAAAAAAAAAAACUCCAUUUCCCUCCGUCUAUCUCCUCCGAUGUCAACAACCGCCACCACAACGGCGGAGAGUGAAAGCCACGCGCCACUUCUCCACCCACGGCAAGAAGCACCACGUGCAGCAUCCCUGGCCAUGCUUCUGGGACGGGUAACUGGGCGGCGUGGCCCAUCGAUGCUAGUAAGAGAGACAGCAGCGCUUGAGUUAGAAGAGCGGCGCGCUGACUGGGGAUAUUCAAAGCCAGUAGUGGCUUUGGACAUGGUAUGGAACACGGCUUUUGUAGUGGUAUCGAUAACUAUGUUGAUAUUGAGUGUUAAAGAGAAACCUAAUACGCCGAUUAGGAUAUGGAUCUGUGGAUAUGCGUUGCAGUGUUUAGUGCAUGUCGUUUUGGUUUGGAUAGAGUAUAGGAGAAGGAAUUCGAGGAGAGUUAGAGACGAAGAGAGACAGCAGCAGCAGCAGCAGCAGCAGCAGGCGGAGGUGGAAGGGCAGCAUGAAGAAAAUGAAGGAGAGAAUGUGGAUAGUGAAGAUGAGGAUGGUGUUGAUAGAGCUUCUGUUACUUCUAAUCGAUCAAGUGUCAUCAAACGAUGUGAAUCAGUGAACACAAUGGCAUCAUUUCUUUGGUGGAUAGUUGGCUUUUAUUGGGUAGUUUCUGGUGGCGAUGAACUUUUGCAGAAUGCUCCACACUUGUACUGGCUGGCUGUGGUAUUUCUGGCAUUUGAUGUGUUCUUUGCGAUCUUUUGUGUUGUUUUGGCAUGUUUGAUUGGGAUUGCUCUCUGUUGUUGCUUACCAUGCAUCAUAGCAAUUCUCUACGCUGUUGCAGGGCAGGAAGGUGCAUCAGAAGCAGAUCUUAGUAUCCUACCGAAGUACAGAUUUCAACUGACAGUCGAAGAGGAAAAGCCCAGUGUUGGAGCAGGGAAAAUGGUUCCCAUAGAAACAAGCAGUGGAUACUUGGCAAAUGAACGUAUACUCUUACCUGAGGAUGCUGAAUGCUGUAUAUGUCUCUGCCCUUACGAGGAUGGAGCUGAGCUCCAUACACUCCCUUGCAACCAUCAUUUCCACUCAACAUGUAUCGUGAAAUGGCUGAAAAUGAAUGCUACAUGUCCUCUUUGCAAGUACAACAUUCUGAAAGGAAAUGAACAGGUAUGAUGAAAGGAGUGCAGAAACCCACAAAGAGCUGGGUUCAGCCACUUGGCUUUUAUCAUAUGUACAGAAGAACUAGGGCAAAAGGAAACAAAUGCCUCUCUAAAUUCUUGUGAAAAUCUUGGCCAUUGGAGUUGUCUUGAUUCUUACUUUGUAUUUAUUUGUUUGAGGCACUUGCAAUAGAAAUAUGGAAUCAGUUUGCAGGCUUUCUGCUUACACUAGCUGAAUUAUUUUGUAGUUAUGCAGUAAUCUCUAUAUCGCCCCCUUUGUAUUUGUCCCGAUAUUGCACAAUGCAUACAGUCCAAUAUUGAUUUUUCUUCUCUAUUUUGUAUAAUAUAAUUGUAACAGCUAUGUUGCAUUA